AAUAGAAUGAAUUCUUAUAUUAAAAAUGUGCAAUUAAUUGGCUCUGGCGAAUGUGAUUCAAAUAACACAAUUGGGACUUUGCAUGUUUUAGGUACUCAUUUAGUUUUCAAGUCGGAUUCUUCCAAAAAGGAGAUUUGGGUAGUUCACACACUUAUUGGCUCUGUUACUAGAACCCCUUCUACAAUUAAUGGUUCACAAUUGUCUAUUCGCUACAAACAUUUUCUGGUGCUUCUAUUUAUUAUACCCAAAGAUAAGGACUGCCAAUCCAUUUAUGAAACAUUGACACGUUGCAGUAAAUUAGGCAAUAUAAACGAACUAUUCGCCUUUUCAAUCAAAAAUGACAGAGAUGGAACAGCCCCGCCUCCUUGGAAUUAUCUAAAUUGGGACGAAGAAUUUGCCAGACAAGGAGUCAGCAAUGAAUGGAAGGAAUCCAAUUUCAAUUCAAACUAUUCUUAUUGUGAUACUUAUCCAGAAAAGUUGUGGCUUCCGGAGAAAGCAAGCACUCAAAUGUUAAUUGGCUCUUGCAGGUUUCGAAGUCGUGCUCGUUUGCCAGUCUUAACUUUUUUCUAUAAGCACAAUUCUGCUACAAUAUGCAGAUCAUCCCAACCCUUAUCCGGCUUUAGUGCAAGAUGCCUAGAAGAUGAAUGUUUAAUUGAAUUGAUAAUGUCAGCAAAUCCCUCAUCUUCCACCCUUUAUCUUAUUGACACACGUCCACGUGUAAAUGCGAUGGUCAAUAAAGUCCAGGGAAAAGGUUUUGAAGAUUCCAAAAAUUACACAAAUAUUCAAUUCCAUUUUUUUGACAUUGAAAAUAUUCAUGUUGUCAGAUCCAGUUUAAAUAGGCUUUUGGAAGCUUGUCAACGGCCACAAUCAAUUACUCAAUAUUUAAAAGCUGUGGAUGCUUCUGGUUGGCUAAAACAUUUGCGUGUUCUCUUAGAAUGUAGCUUUUUUAUUGCUGAAUCGGUUAUUAGAGGAAUUUCUUGUGUUGUACAUUGUUCAGAUGGAUGGGAUAGAACAUCGCAAACAGUUUCUUUAGCCCAAUUGUUGCUUGAUCCAUAUUAUAGAACAAUUAAAGGAUUUCAGACUUUAAUAGACAAGGAUUGGCUAGGUUUUGGUUUUAAAUUUGAUGAUCGUUGUGGACAUUUGGGAACAAUUUCUGAAGAAAAUGAAAAGGAGGUCUCCCCAAUAUUUACUCAAUUUCUUGAUUCUAUCUAUCAAUUAAUGCGACACAAACCAAUGGCUUUUGAAUUUAAUGAACGCUAUUUAAUUGAAUUAAAUGAAAAUGCUUAUUCCUGUGUUUAUGGUCAAUUUAUUGGAAAUUGUGAUAAGGAUAGAAAGGAUCUUCGAAUAACUACAAAAACCUUGUCUUUAUGGUCAUUUAUGGAUAGCAGAAAGGAUGAUUAUACAAAUCCAUUUUAUAAUCCAGCAGCAGAUUUGUGUUUACACGAGGGCAAGCUACAGCCUUCAUCCUUUGUUGUUUGGUCUAAUAUGUAUAAUCAAUUUGACAUUUCUCUUCACCCAAAAGAAUAUUUUCCUGAUUUGGCAAAUGAAGUAAAACAACAUCGAUCUUUAUUGAAUGAAUUAAAUGAAAUAAAGGAAUUAAAUAUUUCUGCUUCUAAUUAUACUCCAAUAUGGCAAUCACAAUUGGGUGUAGAUGAUUGUUCUAAUCUCAAUUGUGGUAAAGAAUUUAUUUCAAGACUUGAACGGCGUUUACAUUGCUAUUUUUGUGGAAAAAUAUUUUGUAAAAAAUGUUGUAAUAAAAUAGGUGAAAAUGAAAGUAGUAAAGAAUCGACAAAUUCUCCUUUAAUAAUGUUUGCUUGUAAUGAAUGUAAAUUAAAAUAUUAA
Molecule: messenger RNA, 1842 nt
Organism: Meloidogyne enterolobii
Lineage: Eukaryota; Metazoa; Nematoda; Chromadorea; Rhabditida; Meloidogynidae
Source: the annotation of a GenBank genome assembly